Molecule: messenger RNA, 6047 nt
Organism: Sycon ciliatum
Lineage: Eukaryota; Metazoa; Porifera; Calcarea; Leucosolenida; Sycettidae
Product: microtubule-associated serine/threonine-protein kinase 2-like
Exons: 29
Coding region: 690-5090 (1466 amino acids)
Biological process (GO): intracellular signal transduction; peptidyl-serine phosphorylation
Molecular function (GO): protein binding; magnesium ion binding; ATP binding
Source: RefSeq, a predicted model, not a curated record
UAGCAACGACACGGCGUGCAUUCUAAUCAUUGUCACGCAGUCACAGUCGCCGCAUGCUCUGUUGCUCACACGCGCUGAAGACUGAAGUCGUCCCAUGGUCUACGGCUCUAGCUCUGUGCAUGCUAGUGACUGAGUCUUUAGGAUAGUAAUGAUUUGGCUGUACAACAUACAAUAAUACUACAGUUGCAGACCUUUCUCCUCUUUCCCUCCAUUGGAAUGAUCACUUCCAGCAAAGCUUCCAGGGUGGGUUACAUUUCUAAGGAGUAGAGUAUUCUCCAGAUUAGCUCCUCAAGUAAAUUGUUCAAAGUGGAUUGACACGGACUGGCAAGCAAGUAAAGGCUGAGCUAGCUGUGCACAUGGUGCAGGCCCUGUGUGACUCGGUGACAGAGUGCUGGCCCAGUGCGCGUGGAGCAGCCACGUAGUUACAGUGUAUUCAUCUUUCACUGCUCUGGCAGUGAUCAGGGUGAUCGACGGCCAAGAAGCAUAAAGGCUGCACGGCUCGAUGGUAACUGGCUAUGGCUCUGCAGCGCGACCUGAUUUAUAAUCGCUAGGUCCUCAAGACUGGGGUAGGUCGCCUGCGCUCGAUCUACCUCUAUCGUGUACAACUACAAGUGUAUCCAACCAAUACGCUUGCUACUUGCAGAAUUAUUUUGCUGCACUUUUGCAGCAGCAGCAUCUUCUGAUCAGCAAUGGCGGCAGUGCCUGACAGUUUACCAGUCGGCGACGAUGCAGCAGCCAGUUCUAAAGGCGAGCCGAUCACAUUGGAAACGGUGCUGAGAAAGCACAGGUUGGACGGACUGGCUGAACGUUUCUCCUCCGGCGCAGCAAAGUGCACACUGGACGACUUUCUGCAGAUGCAGCAGGCCGAGCUGCGCCAGUGGACGGAAGACCUAAAUGAAUUGGAUGAUUUGGUGCAAGCAUGGCGGUAUGCGUGCACGACGUGCUCCAAGCGCCUAGCACAACUUCAGCAGCAGCAGACAUCUCCGGGCGACAGCGAUGGUCGCAUUCUCACGGGUCGUGACCAGUGUGCCACUCCGCCGUCAGGUUCAGGAGACUUCAACUUCCAACGCAAGAGCUCGCUGAGCUUUCCGCGCUCCAUGAAGACUAGCGGUCGACGGGCGUUACGUGAGUUGGAACAGUCUGAACAACACGAUAGUGGCUGUGUAGCGGACACCGGUGAUGGAGGUCAUGACGAGCCGCCAUCCAACUUGCUCGCCACGCAGAAGCUGGGUAAUUCAGAGCCCAAUAUCCACUCGCCUGCUGAUACGUUAUCGCCACGGUUGGAUGGCUUGAGGGUACGACGGAAGCACAGUUUAAAACGACCGAAAAGUAUGUAUGUGUCGAGUGAAAGUGUUGAAAGAGGUCUCGCGAGUCCCGAUGGCCUAUCAGCGCCUCAGCUAUAUGCAGUGCCGCAGGCUGGUCGCUCAACGGCAAAGCGAGAUCGCCGUUGGUCAAUCACAUCCUCCAUGGCAUCAGGUUCAUCUGGGUAUAACACAAGUUCUUCGCCAGCAUGGUCAAUGUCAUCAUCUCAUGAAAAACUUCAUCAUCUACCCAGCCAGCCCACUCACGAUGACUUUCAAGGAUUUGCUGCAAAGCUCACGAUGAGUUCCGAUGACAGUCCCGAUGAGUUCAGGUUCCGCUCCAGGUCUCGCAGCCUCAGUCCAUCCAGAUACCCACAGCCAUGGCUGGACAUGCCCACUCUCAAUCGAUUCUUCCGAGAGAACUUCCCGAAGGCAAAGCUUCAGAUGGAGGAGAACCUGAAGGAGUACCUGGAUGGAGCAAACGAGGAAAUUCUUACCCAUCAACAUGCAGAUGCAACUAUUAGCUUUGUCACAAAACAGCUUCAUGAACUUGCUCAGCAGCUGCUCACUAACUCACAGGAUGGGACACUAUCGAACGACUGUUUCAAGGAGAGUACAGACAACCUUCUGCGUCUGUUUGAGGAGAUUUCGAAUCGGCGGAGUUCCACCGACACAACGGUUAUUGUUGUACAGCAGCUUGUCCAGAGGCUUCUCUCCAUCAUGUCCCGACCUGCAAGAUUACUGGAGUGCUUGGAAUUUGAUCCGGAAUCAUUUUACCAAGAAGUACGGGUCAGUCAGGAUGAGGCUCAGGAGAAGCUUGCCGCUCUAAAAUCCUCUCACACCGUGCCGCGCUACAUCCAGAGUCGACUGAAGCAGCUGGAAGAGGGUGCCGAUGGUUUUGUAUCGCGCUGCAUGUCCCCCGCGAUCAGCAGAAGUUCUUCGCCAGUCCGAGAAGGUAGUGUGGAGGAGGCAUCGUCCAUGCCCAAGGAGGAGUCUUUUGAAAUGGUGAAGCUCAUCAGCAAUGGUGCUUACAGUUCGGUACACUUAGCCAGACAUAAAGACAGUCAGAAAUUGUUUGCUAUGAAGAAAGUCAGCAAGAUCAACAUGAUUCGCAAGAAGCAGGUCGAGCAAGUAUUCUGUGAACGGGACAUCUUGACAUUUGCAGAGAAUCCGUUUGUUGUCAGCAUGAUUUGCACUUUUGAGACUAAGACUCAUCUGUGCAUGGUGCUGGAGUACGUAGAAGGCGGCGACUGCGCUACUCUGCUGAAGAAUAUGCAGGGACCAAUUCCGCUUGAGUUAGCACGGCUAUAUUUUGCGGAGACUGUGUUGGCACUGGAAUACCUGCACAACUACGGUGUGGUCCAUCGCGAUCUAAAACCAGACAACUUGCUGAUAACAUCAGAAGGCCACGUCAAGCUGACUGACUUUGGCCUGUCCAAGAUGGGUCUCAUGAGCUAUGCCACGACAAUGUAUGAAAGCGGCCUUGGAAAGCAGCAGAUCUUCACGGACGAACAGCUGUACGGAACACCAGAUUACAUUGCACCGGAGGUCAUUCUCAGAAGUGGUUAUGGUUUUCCAGUGGACUGGUGGGCUAUGGGAAUCAUUCUCUAUGAGUUCCUAGUCGGCCUUGUCCCGUUCUACGUCGAAAGUGGCCUAGUUGAUGAACUGUUUGAGCAAAUCACGGCUGAAGAUGUAGAGCCUGACUUCCCCGACGAUCCACCGUUGCCCGAUGAAGCAGUGAACCUCAUCAAAUGCCUUCUUGUGCGAACUCCGACGGAACGCUUGGGAUCCCAUGGACCCGAUGACGUGAAGAAGCACUUCUUCUUUCAACCAGUAGACUGGAGAACACUGUUGCUUCAAAAGGCAGAGUUUGUGCCUCACUUGGACAAUCCAGAAGACACCAGCUACUUUGAUCCACGCACUGAUCGCUACAACCACACACUGGAGGGAGAAGAGGAGGUCGACGGCCCCAUCGAUCUGGACAACUCCUUCCAGGGCUUCACAUCGGUAUCUCCCAGGUUCAUGGCUAUCAACUCGCCCAACAAUAGCCGGCGCACAAGCAACUCCGAUCAGCCCGACUUGCUCAGCGAUUCUUCAUCUCCCAGUCCUCAUCGCAGUCUAUCGAAAUCCAUGAACAUUCACUCUCGCUCGCUCUCAUCCUCUUCCACCACCAGCACUUUCAAGCAAAUUGCUGAGGGUGAUGAAGAGCAUGUGUCAGCUCCCGACACGCCAGAACUGUUGCUUCAGCCGCCUACUCCCAGCGAGACACCACUGCGGUUCUCCUCGCCCCAGCCAUCACCCUCCGCCUCGCCAAUACCGGGUAGCCACACGUCAACGCCCAGUGCGUCGUCUAGUGUUCCUUUUUCUGCCCCCGCUGACAGACACCAGAAGCCCAGAGGAAAGUCGUCCGUGCACAAGCCACCGGAUCUGAAACUGAGCAUGCCGUCGUCGGACAAGGGCAAACGCAGCAAGUCAUUGGAGGAGAAUGGAGAGCCAGGUGUGAGUGUCAGUCUGCCCAAUAGCCCCAAGCCGAAUAUUGUUGGCAGCAGCAUGGCCAUGAACAGCAUGCAGGCAGCAAUCGCCUCCAUCUCAUCCAGCCUGCAGUCGGUGGGUAGCCCACGCUCACCGGCUGCCGUCUACACGGUGGAGAGAGGACCGCAGGGUUACGGCAUGGAGCUCAGAGCCAUCCGUGUCUACCUGGGCGAGUCCGAUAAGUACUGUGUGCAGCACAUCGUCAAGGACGUUGUGGAACGCGGAGCAGCGUGGUCAGCGGGCAUUCGAAGCAAUUACUUGAUCACUGCUAUUGACGAUGUGCCGGUGGCUGGACUCAAGCACACGGAUGUCGUACACUUGCUACUGGCUGGUGGCAAGAAGCAGGUUACGUUCAACAUGGUCCACCUCGAGGAGACCUCAAUCACAUCCGGUGGCCGCAAGCGUACACCGUCUCAUGCGCACCGUUUGAGCAGCAAACAGGAGCUGGGCUUGGGCAAGCUCUUUCGCCAGACCAGCGCCAAGAAGUCUCGCCAGCGCAUGGCCGCACUGUUCUCACUUCGUCACGGCCGCAAAACAAGAGAUAGCAACGCAGCUGCACAGCCGCCUGCUGCUGGUUCGUCCGCCGGAGGAACCUCUGCGGCUGGUUCAUCGAACACUCUGCCACUAACUCCCAGUGGAAAGGGUGCCAUUUCAAAUUCCAUCAGUAAGCUGGCCCGUAUGAUAGUGAAGCCUCGUCGCCGAUCUUCAGUUGCCAGCAUGCCAGUAUCUCCCUUGGCUAGAGCACCGUCACCAGGUAGCGUUGCAUCGCCGACUAGCAACAGUCCACCGCUGCUGCGUGCCAGUUCGCCACUGGUCCCACUGGCACCAGCACCGCACAGCUCCGUGGCGAGUGCCGUGAGCCAGUCUCACAUUCCUCUUCGCAAGACGAUGAGCGCAUCCGGCGUAGCGACGUCGCACACCCUGCCGAGGCAUGCGGGCAGUGCACUGCUGGAUGUGCCGGCGUCAAAGAACACAAGCUCACCACUGCUGCGGAGAACCCUAUCACCUGAUCAUGGCUCCUCGCCAGAAAACUCCCCGACGCAUAGCAGCAGUAGUGGCAGUAGCUUAGAUAGUGUGUCCCCUCUUACAGCCAACUGGGGAGGAAGUCAGCCCACUUCCCCUACGUCCACUUCAGGUCCGAAAGCCAAAAAGGCACUUCGACGAGCCAGCACUCUCUCACCAUCUCAUUCCCGGCCUGCCAAACACCAGAGGAAAAUCUCUUGGCAGGAAAAGACGCAGCGCUUUGAGGACUUGUGAUUAGACUGAGAAGCUCCCUCAACUGGGGACCCACUGGCCUGGUGUUGUGGCCUUCCUCAGAAGCGUGCUAGCUGCCCGUGUUUUGAAUGAUUGACAGAAAGCAGAGAGGUGUCCUGCUGUUUGGCCUGGCUGCGGCACAGUCAUCGGGUUGUUGUCUGUAACAGGUAUCAAGUUAAAUCAUCGGCAUGCACCUCCACCUUUUGCUCCACCGACAGUAGCAGCACACAGACGCUGUGUACAACAACUGACGUCUCCUGGGACGGCACCUCAAGGUGUAGUCUUGUGGCCGUUGUUGCUUUGUAGAAGAAAGUGUCUGCAUCCAACAAACCACUGCAGAGUAGUUGCUAAAAGGCCUCACUGCCUUACACGAAUGCCCAAUGCGGUAUUGAAUACAGUUUGCAUAGAUACGAGACCAUGCGUGUACUGAUAACCAUGCACGUACUAGUGCACAACUGGACAGAUUUGAACUGAUAACAACCUAAAUGACUGUUGACAUUUUGUUUGUAGAUAAUUCCUUGUAUUCCUCGCGUGACUGAGCACAAAGACAGCCACUGUCAGUGCUUCAAUUCUGUAUUAUUUGUUGAUAUUCCACUCUGUCGUACAUGUCGCGCCGUGCAAUUUUAGUGUUGUGUGGCUGCUAAUCCCGUUGCUUUCUUGAAUCUUGAGAUGAGAGGUUGUCGCUAACUGUUUAGCAUGCAUAAUUGUGGUUGUGUGUGAGAGCGUAUUUGAACAUGUCAAGUCUGUUGGUUUUCCUCCUCUUUUGUUUAAAAAAAUUGCAACAUCCUAUCCGCCCUAUUACAUUCUCUCACUGUUGAAGACAUCAGACAUUCGUACCUGGAGUACCUGCGCCACAUCUUCAUUUUUCCUACACACAUACACUCACAGACGAGAUGAGACAUUGUUGUGAGAGGUUCGUUGACGUGACUAACUUUACAGGUACUUUGCCUGGAUGCCAUA